AUGUAGUCAAAAGAUCUGAAGUUUUGCCUGCAAACAUGCACGUUUCAAAUGCACAUUAAUAUACACUUGAAGGACAUAAUGGUCAUAUCCAAAAGCUCAACGGUCACUUUAGUCAUUCACCAGAAAAAAAAAACGGUUUAUACCAGUCUCACCUUUCUUUACCGGCCAAAAGAGCCAAGAUUGUGCAUAUAAAUGAGAGAUUAACCAGACAUUUCAUUUUAAAAAUUAAAAAAAAAAAAUUAAGUCUAACAUAAACCACGAGCUAUCUUUUUCUUCUUCUUCCUUCUUCCUCCUAACAGCUGAUAUGAUUACCCUGGCAGACGUCUACCACAUCUUGGUGGCAGCAGUUCCACUGUAUUUUUCCAUGAUCUUAGCCUACAUCUCCGUAAAAUGGUGGAAGCUCUUCACCCCUGAUCAGUGCUCAGGAAUUAACAAAUUCGUAGCAAAUUUCUCAGUCCCACUGAUGUCAUUUCAUGCCAUUUCCACCAAUAAUCUUUACCAUAUGAACCUAAAACUGCUACUUGCAGACUCACUACAGAAAGUACUAGCCCUCCUUCUAUCUGCAAUCUUUAUCAAACUUAGUUCCAGAGGCAGCUUAGAUUGGCUAAUAACUGGGUUCUCUCUAGCAACACUCCCCAAUACAUUGGUCUUGGGAAUUCCGCUACUGAGAGCCAUGUAUGGGGAUGGUGCAGCCAAUCUUCUGUCUCAGAUAGUUGUCUUACAAAGCACAGUUUGGUAUACCCUUCUGCUAUUUCUGUUCGAGUUCAGGGCCGCAAAGGUGGCCGCUGCUGCUCAAUUGUCUGAGACCACAGGAGAACUAGAGGUUCAAGGAGAAACAGAAGGUCAUGAAGCAGAGGAAGCAAAGACCAGACCCUCAAGAAAUAUCAAAACCAAGCUUAUUCUGUUGAUGGUGUGGAAAAAGCUCAUGAGAAAUCCCAAUACUUAUACAAGUUUGGUUGGUCUCAUUUGGGCAGCUAUCAGCUUUAGGUGGGGAAUAAAAUUGCCAACAAUAGUUGAUAAAUCAAUAUCAAUAUUGUCAGACGGCGGACUUGGAAUGGCCAUGUUUAGUUUAGGUCUUUUCAUGGCAUCACAAUCAAGUAUCAUAGCAUGUGGGGCCCGAAUGGCAGCAUUAGCCAUGGGAAUAAGGUUCCUUAUAGGACCUGUCCUCAUGGCAGUCCCAUCUGUUGCUAUUGGACUGAGGAGUGUGCUGCUAAAUGUGGCGAUUGUGCAGGCAGCACUUCCUCAAGGAAUUGUGCCAUUUGUGUUUGCUAAAGAAUACAACGUACAUCCAGAGAUCUUGAGCACUGGGGUUAUCUUUGGCAUGAUCAUCGCAAUGCCGAUAGCAUUGGCCUACUACAUGCUUCUAGGAUUGUAAAUAGCCGCGAUUCUCAUGCAACCAAACUGGAUCAAAGAAAAUGGCUACAGAGGGCUACAUAAAGACAG
Magnolia sinica is the source of this 1443-nucleotide messenger RNA. RefSeq names its product probable auxin efflux carrier component 1d. Gene Ontology annotation, biological process: auxin polar transport; auxin export across the plasma membrane. Gene Ontology annotation, molecular function: auxin efflux transmembrane transporter activity. The record is from RefSeq and is a predicted model, not a curated record. The transcript has 6 exons. Lineage: Eukaryota; Viridiplantae; Streptophyta; Magnoliopsida; Magnoliales; Magnoliaceae. Bases 305 to 1375 code for a protein of 356 amino acids. Gene Ontology annotation, cellular component: endoplasmic reticulum; plasma membrane.